UCUUCAUGCUAUCUUCCAUCCUUCAUCCCAUUCCCUUCCUUUUCUUUCUUGGUAUCCCUUACAAGAUAAUGGCUCCUACCUCUUCCUACUUCGCCUUCUUCAUGUCCCUGUCAAUGGUGGCUGCUAUUGCUUCGGCUACUGAUGGGGGGUAUGGUUCACAUCCCAACCCUAACCUUGUAAAACCGAAGCUAAACAAGGAGAAGCCUCUCUCAACAAUGAUCGGUGUUCAAGGCCUUGUUUAUUGCAGAUCAGGCCCUAAACGCUUUCCACUUGAAGGAGCUGUGAUAAGGAUAACAUGCCUGGCUAACGAUGUGUAUGGAUACGAAGCAGCGCCAUUCUCAUUUUUGAGUGAAGCAACCGAUGCUAAAGGCUACUUUUUCGCCACGCUGUCCCCAUAUGAAAUGCAGGAUAAUUUGAAGAUUAAAGAGUGCAAGGCUUUUCUUGAGCUAUCACCAUUGGAGACCUGCAAAAUUCCUACCGAUGAGAAGCAAGGUAUUUCUGGGGCUCUUCUUGCUUCUUACCACUACCUUAGUGAUAAGAAAAUGAAGUUGUUCACCGUGGGGCCUUUCGUUUACACCUCCGCACCCAACUCAGGCUCUAAUUAUUAAAGCAGCUUUUGCCGUUGGCCUUCAUUCUUGUAGCUCUUUUCAUUUCAACGAUGUUCACUCAAAUCAUGAACUAUUCUAUAUAUAUAUAUAAUUGGGUUAAUUUUAUUUUUGUUA
Molecule: messenger RNA, 722 nt
Organism: Populus trichocarpa (black cottonwood)
Lineage: Eukaryota; Viridiplantae; Streptophyta; Magnoliopsida; Malpighiales; Salicaceae
Product: protein SEED AND ROOT HAIR PROTECTIVE PROTEIN
Exons: 2
Coding region: 6-608 (200 amino acids)
Source: RefSeq, a predicted model, not a curated record